CUGGAUCAGGUUCCCCCCAUUAGGAGCUGGGGGCUCCCCCAUCACAKUGGGGGUGCCUAGCAGGGUUCUCCCUUUUCCUUGCAGAGCCGUGCGGGUGUGAUUUUGGRAAGAGGGUGAGGAGGGAGCCUGUGGGACCGUCCUGGGCACAGGCAGGUGGAGGAUGAACGGCGAAGCCGAGUGCCCUGCAGACCUGGAAAUGACAGCUCCCAAAAACCAAGACCGCUGGUCGCAGGAGGACAUGCUGACCCUCCUGGAGUGCAUGAAGAAUAACCUGCCCUCCAACGACGGGAGCAAGUUCAAAACCACCGAGUCCCACCUAGAUUGGGAAAAAGUGGCUUUCAAAGAUUUCUCGGGGGAGAUGUGCAAGAUGAAGUGGAUGGAGAUUUCUAAUGAGGUGAGGAAAUUCCGGACCCUCACAGAGCUCAUCAUGGACGCUGAAGAGCACGUGAAGAAUCCUUACAAAGGCAAAAAACUCAAGAAACACCCCGACUUUCCCAAGAAGCCCCUGACUCCCUAUUUCCGCUUCUUCAUGGAGAAGCGAGCCAAAUACGCCAAGCUUCACCCCGAAAUGAGCAACCUGGAUCUGACCAAGAUCCUGUCCAAGAAAUACAAGGAGCUUCCAGAGAAGAARAAGAUGAAAUAYAUCCAGGACUUCCAGCGAGAGAAGCAGGAGUUUGAGAGGAAUUUGGCAAGGUUCAGGGAAGACCACCCGGAUCUCAUCCAGAACGCCAAGAAAUCCGACGUCCCCGAAAAACCCAAGACCCCCCAGCAGCUGUGGUAYAACCACGAGAAGAAGAUCUACUUGAAAGUGCGUCCAGAUGAGAUCAUGAGGGAUUACAUCCAGAAACACCCGGAGCUGAACAUCAGCGAGGAGGGAAUCACCCGCUCCACCCUCACCAAGGCCGAGCGGCAGCUCAAGGACAAGUUCGACGGACGACCCACAAAGCCACCCCCGAAUAGCUACUCCCUGUACUGUGCAGAGCUGAUGGCCAACAUGAAAGAUGUGCCCAGCACGGAGCGGAUGGUGCUGUGCAGCCAGCAGUGGAAGCUGCUCUCGCAGAAAGAAAAAGACGCCUACCACAAAAAGUGUGACCAGAAAAAAAAAGACUACGAGAUCGAACUGCUCCGCUUCCUGGAGAGCCUGCCCGAGGAAGAGCAGCAACGGGUGCUGGGCGAGGAGAAGAUGCUGGGCAGCAACCGGAAAGGGGCAACGAGUCCCGCAUCCAAAAAAUCCUCACCAGAGACCGGCAAGGCCAGCUCAGAGAAGCCCAAGAGGCCCAUCUCUGCCAUGUUCAUCUUCUCGGAGGAGAAGCGGAAGCAGCUGCAGGAGGAGCGGCCGGAGCUGUCAGAGAGCGAGCUGACCCGGCUCCUGGCCCGCAUGUGGAAUGACCUCUCAGAGAAGAAGAAGGCCAAGUACAAGGCACGGGAGGCGGCGAUGAAGGCRCAGUCGGAGAAGAAGCACAGCUCGGAUAAAGAGGAGCGCGGGAAACUGCCUGAGUCUCCCAAAACCGCUGAGGAAAUCUGGCAACAGAGCGUCAUUGGGGACUACCUGGCACGUUUCAAGAACGACCGGAGCAAAGCGCUGAAAGCCAUGGAGGCCACUUGGAACAACAUGGAGAAAAAAGAGAAGCUGAUGUGGAUCAAGAAGGCAGCAGAGGAUCAGAAGCGAUAUGAGAGGGAGCUGAGUGAGAUGCGAGCUCCUCCGUGCUCCACCAACUCCACCAAGAAAAUGAAAUUCCAGGGAGAGCCGAAGAAACCCCCCAUGAACGGUUAUCAGAAGUUCUCCCAGGAGCUCCUGUCCAACGGGGAGCUGAACCACCUCCCUCUGAAGGAGCGGAUGGUGGAGAUCGGCAGCCGCUGGCAACGCAUCUCCCAGGGCCAGAAGGACCACUACAAAAAACUGGCAGAGGAGCAGCAGAAACAGUACAAGGUGCACCUCGACAUCUGGCUCAAGAGCCUCUCGCCCCAGGAGCGGGCUGCCUACAAGGAACACAUUUCCAACAAACGCAAGAGCAUAGGGAAGAUUCGGGGUCCCAACCCCAAGAUGAAGCCAACGAUGCAGUCCAAGUCGGAGUCAGAGGACGACGACGAGGAGGAAGAGGAGGAGGAAGAUGACGACGAAGACGAGGACGACGAUGAUGACAACGGCGACUCGUCGGAGGAAGGCGGCGACUCCUCGGAGUCCAGCAGCGAGGAGGAGAGCGAGGACGGGGACGAGAACGACGAGGAUGAUGAGGAUGARGAUGAUGAGGACGAGGAYGACAACGACUCGGAGGGCAGCAGCAGUUCCUCCUCCUCCUCGGGGGACUCCUCCGACUCCGACUCCAACUGAUCGGCCAAGCUCUUCGUAACGUCGUUUGGUUUCUUGGUUUCGGUCCCAAAUCCCCCUGGCAGCCCCUCAAAAUCCUUCCUCCUCUUCCUCCUGUGCCCCCGUGGGACCCCCAACAUGGGGAGCAGGGGCCGGGGGGGCCCUUCCGCCAAGCUCACACUAUGGAGGGGGAUCAGGGGCUGCUUCCCCCGGUCUGGGGGGCGUGGAGAGAGCCCCCCACCCCCGCCCCCCUCUUUACUCCCGAGGGGAAGCGAUUUUUUUUUUUGAAUUUCAUUCUUUCCAGGGGGGUGUCUCUCCAUCCCUACCCCCAUUACCCCCUUGCUACCAGCUCUGGACUUUCUAGAAAGAGAAGAAAAAACACACAGGAAAAAAAAAACCAACCCAACAACACCUUCCCCCACACCUUUUUUUUUAUUAAAAAAAAACCCAGAAACGGGAAGAAAAUCCCCUCCCCGCGCAGCCCCUCCGGCAGCGGGCGCGGAGCACGAGCCRAGGAGCUCAGGACUCAGCCGAUGGGACAAUAUCUCUUUGCAACCCCCCCAGCCCUCUGCGCACCUCCCCCAGCAUCUUGGGGGUCCUCCCCCCCCCAAAAAAAAACAAAAAACAAAAAAACCUUGUACAGUCUGGAAGCUGCCCCGGGAGCUGCCCGGGAAUACUCCACAUCCACGGCACUUGGGAGCGCCGGCCACGGACGGACGGUGACCCGCGGCGUGUCCCCGAUUUGGGGGGUGGGCGAGGGCGUGGGGAGGGGGUGUGUGUGCGAGCGUGCGAGUGUGUGCGGGGGGAACACCGGGGCCGCCCCUCCUGCCCGGGGACGGCGGCUUAGAGUGACCAAGGUGGGGGGCGCGGGGUCCCCUCCCCUCCCCCGGCUCUGUUGUCGGUGGUUGUCGUGCCGUUGUAUUUUAUUUUAAAUUUUUUUUGUUUUGUUUUUGGUUUUUUUUUUUCCUUUUUAUAAAAUGAGAAAGAUCCAUCUUUUUAUUUUUCAUUUCUCCCUCCCUCACUUCCCCCUCUACCCCUUUUCCU
Messenger RNA from Malurus melanocephalus (red-backed fairy wren), 3352 nucleotides. RefSeq names its product upstream binding transcription factor (gene UBTF). The record is from RefSeq and is a predicted model, not a curated record. The transcript is spliced from 19 exons. NCBI's taxonomy places the organism in Eukaryota, Metazoa, Chordata, Aves, Passeriformes, Maluridae. The coding region runs from base 161 to 2332 and encodes 723 amino acids.